Chelonus insularis is the source of this 2469-nucleotide messenger RNA. RefSeq names its product Fas associated factor casp (gene casp). Gene Ontology annotation, cellular component: endoplasmic reticulum; nucleus. The coding region runs from base 442 to 2418 and encodes 658 amino acids. The record is from RefSeq and is a predicted model, not a curated record. Gene Ontology annotation, molecular function: ubiquitin binding. The transcript is spliced from 13 exons. Lineage: Eukaryota; Metazoa; Arthropoda; Insecta; Hymenoptera; Braconidae.
CGUCAGUUUGUCUACUCCAAGUUAGAAGAAAGCCGCCUGAGUCAUUCUUUUUUCAGUGUGACUAUAGUAUAUUAUUUGUAUGGAUCUAUCUAUUAAACUUUAAAUUACCAAGUUGUGUUCUUAUAACAGAUUAAAAAUAUAAAAAAAUUUUAAUGAGUAUUUUUGCAUAAUUGCUCGCCUCUAAUUGAUUAGUACAUCAUUCCGCCAUUUUCGAGAUAACACACGCAAAGAAACUGUACAUAUGAAUUCAGUUUUUCUACGGGCUUUAUAUAUUUGAUUUAACGGUAUUUAACAAGAUUCAUUUGUUUUAAUUAACUAAUAAAUGGUGCAAAAAAAGCAAAAAAGUAUUUAGUUUACACUGAUUUAUCUGACUUACGUAAAAAAUAUACAAAUUGUAAAAAAAGCUACCAUUCAAAGCGAAUGACUUGAAGUUUCAACACGAUGUCGGAAAAUCGUGAAGUAACUUUAGCUGAUUUUCAGGCAUGCAGUGGUAUUGAUGAUGUAGGCGAAGCAAUUGAACAUCUUGAACGAAAUAAUUGGGAUUUAUUGGCAGCUCUGAAUACGGUUAUGCACCAUGAUACUCAGCAACUACCAUCUGAAACAAAUCCUGAUAUUGAAAUGGUAGAAGUUAUAGAAGGAGCAUCAGUUAUUAAAUAUUCUUCUCAAAGUAUUAAUAACAAAUUAAAAAACUCUCAGCCUUACAGCAGUGACAAUGUUAAACCUGGUACCAGUACUAUUAAAAAUUCACCUACACCAAGAAUUUUAACUUUCUUCAUUAAUUAUUUAGAUCAAAUAUACAAAAUUGACAUCUCUGAGUUAUGCACGAUAAGUGAUUUAAAAGAUACAAUAUCUGAAAGAACAAAUGUAGGUUCAUGUCAACAAAAACUUUACGGUUGGCAUCGAGAACCUAUCAAUAAUUCAGUAAUUUUAAAAUCACUAAAUUUACCACAAGAAAAUAAGUUAAAUUUAUGCAAAAAAAGUGAGCCUGGUGACUCUAGCUCGGAAAGAGUAUGCUUAUCAGAUCGACUCACUCGUACAUAUACUUUAAAUAUUUACGAUGAGACUAAUAACAAAUCAUAUAAAUUACAAUUUUCUGGAACACAUACAGUACUUGAGGUUAAAACAGGUAUUUAUUCAUUAAUAGAUAUUCCUGUGAGAAAUCAAAAAUGGAGUGGUUGGCCAAGUACCGUAAAAGAUGAUAGAACAAUACUUGCCCAAAGUGGUAUUUCAUAUCCAGAACAUGAUUUAUCUGUAUCACAAAUGGUGUGUAAAGAUAAAAAAGAAAAGACUUUUACAGUAGAAAGUGAUAGUUCCGGUAAUGAAAUAGAUGAUACUGAAGACUUUGAAGAUGCUCAAGAAUCAUUUAUAAUUGAAGAUGAUAUAUUUAUUGACCCUGUACGAUCUACAAAGCCUCAACAUUUAAUGCCUGAUAAUGUUGAAGAUGAAACAGUUGGCACUCUUCAUUUUUCGGAACAGUUUGAAAAACGAUAUGGCCCUGUCCAUCCAGAAUUUUUCACUGGUACAUUUGAUGAAGCGGUUCGAGAAUCAUGUUUAAAACCACCUCGGGAGAGAAAACUUUUGGCUGUAUAUUUACAUCAUGAUAAUAGUGUUCUAACGAAUGUAUUUUGUACACAAUUAUUAGGAUGUGAAACAGUUUUACAACUUCUUUCUGCUAAUUUUAUUAUAUGGGGUUGGGAUUUGACUUUUGAAAGUAACAAGCAGAAAUUUUUGUCAUCGGCAGUUCACUCUUUAGGUUUAGUUGGUUCUGAAACCAUCCGAAAUAUUGAUAUUGAUACAUUACCUGUAUUAAUUAUUUUUAUGAGAUCCAAAUCCACAACCGAAAUUUUCACAGUUGUACAUGGAAAUAUCGGAGUUAAUGAACUAUUAACUAAUUUAAUUCAUGCAGUAGAUGUGUUUCAAGAACAAAAACGUGUUGAUAUGGAUGCUGAAGAAGAGCGAAAGGCACGUGAAAGAGUAAAACAAGAACAAGAUCGUGCAUAUCAAGAAAGUUUAGCAGCUGACAGAGCUAAAGAAGAAGCUAAAUUGGUUCAACAAGAAUUAGAACGCCAACAAAAAGAACAAGCAGAAAAUGAUAGAUUGGCCAGGGAAGCUAAAAAAGAAGCUCAUAGACAAGCUAUAGAGUUGAGUUUACCACCGGAACCCGAUACAGAAUCUAGAAGUAAUAUAGUGAAGAUAAAAGUACGAUUACCAGGAAGUAAAUUUUUAGAACGAAGAUUCUAUUCUGACACUCCACUCGAAAUUCUUCUUAAUUUUUUGACGGUUGAGGGUUACCCCACUGAAGAAUACAAAGUUUUGUCUAGCUGGCCUCGUCGCGAUCUCACAUCAAUGGAUACUAAGUUAACACUAACAGAACUAAAAUUUUGUAUUCAAGAAACAGUAAUCGUAGAGGAAAAAUAAGCAUGCUUGGUGGAUAUCGUAAUGUUUGAAAAUAUAAAAAUUUCAUUUCGA